This is a messenger RNA of Vigna umbellata (rice bean), 3161 nucleotides long. The record is from RefSeq and is a predicted model, not a curated record. NCBI's taxonomy places the organism in Eukaryota, Viridiplantae, Streptophyta, Magnoliopsida, Fabales, Fabaceae.
UCAAUCCUUUCUUCUCCUCAAUUUGGUCACUUCCUUCUCAAUCAUGCCUGUCCUUGAAACACUUGGUGGUGCUCUUUUUGGUGUUGUUCUUCAGAUGCUAUUUGACAAGCUCGAUUCUCAUCAAGUUUUGGGCUUCUUUCGUGGGAGAAAUCUUGACGAGAAGCUACUGAAAAAGUUGAAGAGGAAGUUGAUGGACAUCAACGCUGUCAUAGAUGAUGCAGAACAAAAGCAGUUCACUAAUUCAUUGGUCAAAGAGUGGCUUGAUGAGGUUAGAGACGUCUUGUAUGAUGCAGAGGAUCUGCUCGAGCAAAUAGACUAUGAAUUCUCCAAGACUAAGUUGGAAGCUGAAUUCCAGACCAGUUCUAGCAAGGUAUACAGUUUUGAAUCCAAGAUCAUAGCACUCCUAGACGAUUUAGAAUCUCUUUUAAACCACAAGAUUGUUAAAGAUUUCAAAAUUUAUAGUGGCGUAAGAUCUGAGUUGGGUAAUAAGGUGUCGGAUAAAAAAGUCGAAUCAACGUCGUUGGUGGCUGAAGAGGUAAUUUAUGGCAGAAAUGAGGAAAAAGAAAUGAUCUUUACUUGGCUGAGAUCUGACACUGACGAUAAUAAGCAGUCAAUACUUUCUAUUGUGGGUAUGGGUGGGAUGGGUAAGACCACACUUGCUCAACAUGUAUACAAUGAUCCAAAGACAGAGGAAGCUAAAUUUGAUGAAAAGGCUUGGGUUUGCGUUUCUGAUGCAUUUGAUGCUUUGAGAGUAUCCAAAGCAAUUAUUGGAGCUUUCACUAACUCAAGAGAUGACAGUGAUGACCUAGAAAUGAUUCAUGGAAAAUUUAAAAAAAGAUUGUCCGGAAGGAAAUUUCUUCUGGUUCUGGAUGAUGUUUGGAACGAAGACCGCAAUCAAUGGAAAGCAUUACAAACUCCUCUUACGUUUGGAGCUAAAGGAAGUAAAAUUCUAGUCACAACACGCAGUCACAAAGUUGCUUCUAUCAUGCAGUCAACCUACAUACACCAAUUAAAGCAAUUAGAUGAAGAUCACAGCUGGCAAACUUUUGCUAAACAUGCAUUCCAUGAUCAAGACUCCGAGUUGAAGUCUGAGUUAAAGGAGAUUGGUAUGAAGAUAGUUAAAAAGUGCCAAGGAUUGCCUCUGGCCCUUGAAACAAUAGGAUGUCUUUUACAGUCAAAGUCAUCCGUUUCAGAGUGGGAAGGUGUAUUGACAAGCGAGAUAUGGGACUUACCAAUAGAAGAUAGUAAAAUCGUCCCUACCUUGUUGUUGAGCUAUUACCAUCUUCCUUCUCAUCUCAAGAGAUGUUUUGCUUAUUGUGCAUUAUUCCCCAAAGACCAUAGGUUUGACAAAGAGAGCUUAAUUUUGUUAUGGAUGGCUCAAAAUUUUCUACAUUGCUCUCAACAAAGCAAGUCUCCAGAAGAAGUAGGUGAAGACUACUUCAAUGAUCUAGUAUCAAGGUCAUUCUUUAAACAAAUAACUUGGGACAAGGAAAUAUAUUUUGUCAUGCACGACCUUCUGAAUGAUUUAGCAAAAUAUGUUUCAGGUGAAAUCUGCUACAGGUUAGGUGUUGAUGGUGAAAAAGGAGUAUCAAGGAAAACCCGUCAUAUAUCAUAUGUAAGCGGUCUUAGUCAAUGUUAUACGAAUUUAUGUGAUGCUAAAGGGUUACGGACAUUUAUAACCUUUCAGGGGUGGGACUGUCCGAUGUCAAUAGAAGAGUCAAUCUCCAACUUUAAGUUCUUACUGGUCUUAUCAUGGCGUUGGUGUAUUAAGGUGCCUGACACCAUAGGCGAUCUAAUACAUCUCCGUUCGUUAGACCUUUCAGGUGCCGACAUAAAGAGACUUCCUGACUCAACCUGUUCACUCUAUAACUUGCAAGAAUUGAAACUAAAUAAUUGUUUCAAAUUGAAGGAGCUGCCCUUGACUUUGCAUGAGCUCACCAAUUUGCGCCGCCUUGAACUUAAGGGAAUUACUUUAACAAAGGUUCCACACCGUUUAGGAGAGUUGAAGAAUCUUCACGUGUGGAUAAACAAGUUUGCGGUUGAAAAAAGUAGUGAGUUCAGUAUUCAACAAUUAGGAGAACUUGAUCUUCGUGCAGAGGAGCUGUCAAUUAAUAAUCUUGAAAAUAUCGCAAAUCCCUGUGAGACGAAUUUGAAAAAUAAAACACAUAUUGUGAGUCUGAGUUUACGAUGGAAUUUGAAGCGGAACAAUGACGAUUCAGUAAAAGAAAGAGAAGUACUUGAGAAUCUGCAACCUUCCAGGCAUUUGAAGCACUUGUCGAUCGAUGGCUAUCUACAGAUGAUAUCGCAGGAGCAACCUCAUAAUCAUUUGAAGUAUUUGUGGAUUGAAGAAUGCUCUGAAUUUGAAUCAUUUCCUAACGAAGGAUUAUUUGCACCUCAGCUAGUGUCAUUUAAUAUUAGAGGAUUGAAAAAAUUGAAGUCAAUGCCUAAAUGCAUGUCUGCCCUUCUUCCAUCUCUUAAUCGUGUGGACAUAUUCUAUUGUCCAGCGCUGGAGAUGUCCGAGGGAUAUUUGCCAUCAAAUGUAAAAAAGAUGUUUCUCGGGGAUUGCUCCAAACUUGUGGCCUCACUCAAGGGCGCUUGGGGAACCAACCCUUCCUUAAAAAUCCUUUACAUUUGCAAUGUGGAUUUGGAGUGUUUUCCUGGUGAAGGUUUGCUCCCACUUUCUCUUGAUCAUCUAGAGAUAUAUGAUUGUCCAAAUCUUAAAAAACUGCACUACAAGGGUCUCUGUCACCUCUCCUCUCUUCAGACAUUGGUUCUUCGUGACUGUCCUAUACUCCAAUGCUUGCCUGAGGAGGGUCUACCCAAAUCCAUUUCAAAACUCGAAAUUGUAUAUUGUCUGUUACUAAAACAGCGAUGCAAGAAACAAGGUGAAGACUGGGAAAAGAUUGCUCACAUUAAAUCCAUAUGCGUUGAUUACGUAAAUGAAAAACGUUUAUAAUAUUUUCCAACAAAAUUUUGUCAACUUUUUGACAACUACACGUGGAGCAUUUUCAUUGGUUGAUUUUUAGAAAGUUGGUUUUUGGUGUGGAGGGCAUAUUUGGAAAGAAAAUUCAGAUUGUCCCUUUCUUUCAUAUUUUCCUCUUCUUCGUUUUUGGCUUUGCACAUUUCGUCACUCUCUCUCCACCAUUGAACGGGGCUCUCAG